This is a messenger RNA of Strongylus vulgaris, 474 nucleotides long. The record is from the annotation of a GenBank genome assembly. NCBI's taxonomy places the organism in Eukaryota, Metazoa, Nematoda, Chromadorea, Rhabditida, Strongylidae.
AUGCCUCAAAGUGGCCUUAGCCUGCCCAGUGUUCCACUACUGCUGGCUGGUGGAAAUGGCUCUCCUGAAUCCAUCAAUGCCAUCCGCAAUCAGCAGUACCUUUCGCAAUUAUCUCGACAUCAAUCCGAGAUAACGGCCUAUAAUGCAAAGCAAAUGGAGUAUCUCGAUCAGCAGCGGAGAUACCAACAAGCUAUGCUUGAUCACCAAGCUGGGGCUGCGAUGUAUGGAAACCCACACGUUAUCCGAAAAACAUUUGGAACCAUUGCGAGCUUGGAGAGGGCUAUGGCAGCCAACGGCAAAACAACUAUAAGCUCUACACCUACUGCUUGCGUUGGAUUAGAGGUCGGAUCAUACUCCAAAGGGACAGCUGAGCUUAAUAUGUUCUAUAGAGACGAUUCAGAUGGCAAUGAACUACAUGAGACCAUAGAUCCUAAAGAUACAGUACAUCCUAAAGCUGUACUUAAUUUGUAUUGA